AUAUUAAUGUUGCAGUUAUCAGCUACCGAAUAUCAGCUGUUUUAUUCGAUUCAACCAAUGGACUACGUGCGUUACGUGAGUUGUGAUCUCACAUCGGUACCGGUAAUUGACAAUCCGAGUCCUGUCCGCAAUCUUGUUAAGCGUCUUUCCGAGGUAAGUUCAUGGAUAACACACGUAAUUGUGAGUAUGCCAACACAUGAGGAUCGUAAAACAGCGUUAACGUGCAUUAUUCGCAUGAUUGAUGCUUGUUGCAAUAUUGGUAACUUCAAUGCAGCAGUCGAAAUUUUGAUGGGUUUGAAGAGUGAGAAAUUGCGACCGUUUUGGUUGUCGUUGAGGCAUGACGAAAAACAAAAAUACGAGCAGCUGUGCGAAAUGCUGUUACCGAGCAACCAGGCAGCACCGUCGACGCCAUAUUUAGAGGCAGUUCAACGAGCACUGAGAAUGCCACAGUGCCGUUUAAUACCAUUUUUUGGCGUUUUUCUUCGCGAUCUCUACGCGAUCGUUAACGACAUGCCAAAUGUGGUUGUGAUUGGUCACGAAGAUGAUAAGGAUAAACUCGAGUUUAUGGGCGAUGCGAAUGGAGAGGAUCAUUUCUCAUCACGAAUCGGUGUGGGUGGCCUUUUGAAUGCGGAUAAGAUCAGUCUGGUGGCGGUCGUGUUGGAUAAUUUAGAGUUAUUUCAUCGUCAUAAUCGAACUGUCUUAAAAUAUGUUGAAGAACAAAAUAUGAGUAUAUCAACAAUGACAACAACAGCAACACCAACAGCGAUUAUUGCUGGGACCGCAACUGCCGGAGCGUCAACCUCAGCGCAAUCAAGUGGCAGUGCAGUUGCCACAGCUACGAUUGCAGACAUAAAAGUUGUUAAGGGUUACGAGCCAGUGCAAUCAAUUAAAGGAGCCGCACACGGUGUGACGCUAGUCCCACUAAAUACAUCAGCGUUUGAUUUGGAUAUAAUUCAGCGAUUACAUCAUGGUACCACAGUGAUUCACUAUGAUCCUGAUUCAGGUCGUAGUGUUUUGUGUAUGCUUAAAUUAGAUGCUAGUUGUGGUUUGAUCUCAUGGCAUAAGGUCACCUAUAUUGGCGGUAGUCGUGAGGGCAAAGAGAAGGAUACAUCCGUAGCGAACAAAUCAUCAGUUGUAAAUUUAUCCGCCAUGCAAACGUCUGAUAGUGUACGCGUAGCGCCAUCCUCCUCGUCACCCUCAUCGCCAAGACCCGUCGGUUCGGCAUCAACGGGUCUUGAUGAAGGCUUUCUCCGACUUUCAUACGUCAAAUCUGUUGAAACGGUCGACUCUUACGAUCUCGACAUUGAGGCGAUCUAUCGUCGGCAUAGUAAUGAGGAGAUGUCCGUGCCUGUGUUCUGUUGGACGAUUAGUUUCGGAUGUGUUCUGUCAGAUAACGAAUUCAUUUAUUUUCUUGCACCUCAACAAAUUGCUCAUUAUUGGAUUAUUGGUCUAAAGAAUGUGGUAAGGCAUUUGCAAGAGCAACAAAAGAAUGCGGAUCGACGUGUUCUAUGGUUGAAAAAGUUAUACUUGCAAUUAUACAGUGAAUGUUCAACAAUCAGUGAACAACAAUCAGCAGCAGCGACAACAACUUCAGCAACAAGUUCUAAUCUGUCAACGCCUAAAGCAGCUGCUCUAACGCGAGUUGCAGGCUCUACGGUAGCUGCAAUUAAUAAUCGUCAUGUUGAUGGACCUCGACCUUUCGAUGCAUUACAGGCCUUUGGUGGACGAGUUGAACGAUGGCGUGGUCUUGGAUUGAAUCAGAAUGUGGCAACGAGCUCUCGAAGUCAAGCCGAUUUAGCGACAUCUAAUGAAAGUGGCGGUGCUCGAAAUCGUCUGAAGCAAAUGACGAUCGCUAUGACGCGUCGUAUGCGUGGCGCGAGUCGUGACGGCUGUCGAUCACAGAGUCCACAGCCUUCAUCACCUCCCAUUAGCAGCCCAAAAUAUCGUGCACCAUCGGUAAAAAGUCAUAUGUCAAGUCGGAGUGGCCCGCCAAGUGCAUCGAAUAGUCCGUCUUAUUUUUUGCGACCAUUUGGACGUAAUCGCGACAGCGGUGAUACCGACCGGGCAGAUUUGCUGGAUUCAUCUACGUCACCUGUCCUUGAUGGUGGCACACGUCCCAGAACAUCAACUUCAAGUUCUUAUGGUGGCCACUCACUAGCAGGGCGCUCCAUAAAAUCCUGGAGGUCUGUGAAGCAACCGUUUAAGUUGCAGAAGAAGGAUGAAUCCCAUGAAUACUACAGAUCAAGAGGUAACGGAACGUCCAAGUCAGACUCGAUGAGUAGUGGUAUUACGCAAGCGCAGGCAACUGGAUCGGCGACGUCGGUCACAACCGUAAACGGGACAUCCGGACGAGAAUUUCAAGAGAAGCCGGUCUCGUUGAUUGAAUUUAUCGAACUGUAUAGGCUUUUCAGUUUACGAAUGAGGAAAGAUCUCAAAGAUGUUUUCAAUGAGUGCUUGGCGAUGGGUGGUGGUGGUAGAAGUUUGGAUUCAAAUAAUGGUACUUUUGGAGGUUGUGUUCAUCAUGCGAAUGCACUCAUAAAGCGUGAUAGUAAGCAGCAGCAACAGCAUUCUAGUGCUUGUUCCACUACACAUUCACAGCAACAACAAAAUUUCUUUUGGGUUCGUUCUAAUGAAAGCAGUUUCACUGCAGAUAUUCUUACACGUAACAACAGCACAUCACCAAUUUAUCAUAUCAACGAGAAACAGUGGAAGAUCUAUAACGCAUUGGCAAUUGCUAGUGUUAAUAGUACUGGUGUAAUGGAUACAUCGCGUAGCUCAUUUCUAACUCCGGCAAUGUUAAAGCAAUUCAUUGCAACGCAUCAAAUGGAAUCUGUGGAUGAACCUUAUGCAAUACGAUUGAUUCAGGACCAUGAACCAGAUCCGAUUUUACGGAGCAAGCACCAGAUGUCGUUCGAAGGUUUCACACGUUAUUUGAACGAUCCCGUAAAUUUCGCAUUCGUUCCUGAACAAAUUAAACCAGAUAUCGAAACGCUGCAUUAUCCACUUAGCUAUUAUUAUAUAUGCUCAAGUCAUAACACUUACCUAACGGGUCAUCAACUCAAGGGUGAAUCUUCGGCUGAAAUGUAUCGACAGGUAUUAUUAACGGGUUGUCGUUGUGUGGAGUUGGAUUGCUGGGAUGGUGAUGAUGGCUCACCACAAAUCUUUCAUGGACAUACGUUUACGUCAAAGAUCAGUUUUCGGCAAGUCGUCGAGGUGAUCAAAAAAAGCGCCUUCAUCACGAGUAAUCUACCGGUGAUUCUCUCGAUCGAAAAUCAUUGCUCACUUCAGCAACAAACCAGAAUGGCACAAAUGUUUAAGAAUCAUUUCGGUGAAAAGCUGGUGACAAAUUUUUUGUUCGAAGCGGACUUCAGCGAUAACCCCCGACUGCCGUCACCAUGGCAAUUGCGAAACAAAAUUUUGAUCAAAAACAAAAAGAUGAUUUCUGAGCCAAGUGCGGGUUUACAUCAGGAGACCGUCAACGUCACCAUCUCUAACAGUGUCGCUAAUCGUGGCACUGCUGUUGUUAGUGCUACAGGUCAACCGAAUAGUUCUGCUGUUGGUUUGAUGCGAGGUGGUGCUGCUAUACAAAGCGAUUUGCAUCGUGAUCAAAGCAAAAUCUCUUAUGAAUCAAGCACCGUUGAUGAGGUGGAUGACGACGAUUUAGAUGAGUUUUUGGAUGAAGAGGAGCCAGAGGAUGAAGAUCCGGAUGAACGAACAGAUACAGAAAGUCCUCGAGUGAUCAAGAGAGCUGGAAAAUUACAGGACAGUAAUAAACAAGAUUCAUUAAACAGUGAGAAUAGUGAUGAACGGAAAACCAGUAAAACACGGCAGUUAACAACCUCGACUGGAGCAAUGUUUGACUCGAAAAUGGACGACGAUAACAUUGCGUACUCGCCGCAUUCUGGUGUAUCCGGAAGGCCGUUAUCGAUGCGUAAAGCCGCAGCCGGUCCCACGUUAGCACCGGAACUGUCCGAUUUAGUCAUCUAUGUUCAAGCCGUUAAAUUCAAGGGAUUUCCUGCACCAAACGAGAGCCACGGUGGACUGCGAGGUCGUUCUCACCAAGUAUCAGCAGGAGCGGAGGAUAGCUUCAGCGGGCGUAUGGCAACAACGCCUAGCAGCAUCAACUUACCCACCACAUUCGCAAGCGGAUCAGGUGCAUCAACAAAAUUUCGAGCCACAACCACUAAUACUGCAAAUCUCAUCGUAACAACUACAACGCCAAGACGCCAACGUAGUAGUGCUCAACUACAUCAACAAGAUGCUAUUCCCAACUCGCCUUCUGCUGCUCCAUCUACACUGAUGAGUAAGAGUAGCGAGGAUUUUCCUAUGCAAUCAACAUGCUCAUCUAUUAACUCACCGUUAAGAGACAAUACAAAUGCAUCGUGCUAUCAAGUUACGUCCCUAAAUGAAACUGCCGCCAGAAAAUUAUGUCGGAAACACGCACUCAAAUGUAUAAUUUAUUCACGUGAUCAUGUGGUACGUACCUAUCCGGGUGCAAUGCGUAUCGAUUCGUCGAAUUUCAAUCCGAUUCAAUACUGGGCAUUUGGAUUACAAAUGAUAGCAUUGAACUUUCAAACGGCUGAUAUUGCGAUGGCUAUCAAUGCAGCAAUGUUCGAGCAGACGGGUAACUGUGGCUAUACAUUGAAACCUCGUGUACUGUGGGAUGAUACACACCCAUUGUACCGACGUUUCAAUCCACUCUCGAAAGAACUGAGCUCAUGUUCAGCACUUAUUCUUACGUUGAGUAUCAUUUCUGGUCAACAUGUGUGUGCAAAUCAGCAUACGGCAUCGCCAUUCGUCGAGAUUGAAAUGUUCGGUGUUGGUAGUGAUUGUGCAAAAGAGAAAACAAAAGUGGUGAAUCGAAAUUCUGUGAAUCCAAUAUGGAAUCACACUUGUUCAUUUCGAAUCAAUUUCGUUGAAUUAGCGUUUCUUCGUGUGGCCGUAUGUGAUAACGCUAACGGAAGAUGUGUUGCACAGCGAGUCGUUCCGGUACGUUGUCUACGUCCGGGUUAUCGCCAUCUACCGUUACGAACGAAUUCGAAUUUGUCAAUUGAUCAAUCAAUGUUGUUUAUUCAUUCGCGUUUCGAGCAUGAAGAACAUAUUUAUUUACAUGACGAGGACAGCAUGUCACAGUGUAACGUCGAACAAACUCUCACUUAUCAAACGUUUAAAAUUGAUCCAGCAGCCCAAAUCAAAUGUGUGCCAAUGCUCAAGCGACAAAUAUUCGUUUUAAGGAUAAUGGGUCUUUACACUGAUGAUACACCGACGAUUGUGCAUGCUGAAUCGGCUAGUACAGUUCGGAAUGUUAUGCAAUUGGCUCUAUCGAAUGCGGGCAAAAAUGCGGAUACGGUGGACGAGUACGCGUUAUUCGAAGAGAAUAUUGGUGCUUCAAUGAGGAGCACAUCAAUUAGCGAAGCAGCUAGCACAAGUGCAUCAACUUUUUAUGGUGGUGCUGAGAGCAGCAGCACUAGUGAUCUAUUGAAUCAUCGAGUUUUACCGCUAAAUGAACCGAUCAUGGAUGCUGUUGCUUGUUGGAAUGGUUCCAUUCGACGUUUUGUUAUGCGAAAGAAGGGAACAGAUCCGAGUAGUCGUGCAUGGAUAACGUCAAUAAUAAAGAGUGGUGUUGCUGGCAGCAGUAGUGGUUUAGUUGCUCAACAACAGUCAGCCGCAUCAACGACGAUAUCCCAAAAUCAGUUAAAUGCAAAUCUAAGUCCAACAACAACACAAGAUGUUACUAAACGUUUCAAUGAUGGUGUUGUUACUGCUCAAACACUUAAAUCUUCGUCAACAUCCACUCUACACGGACGUUCCUUGGAUGUUGAUCACUUCAAAGGUACGUUAAACGUGAAUAUUGGUUCGUACUAUUAUAAAUUGCAUUUUAACAGCAUGAAUUCGUCAUUCUGUUUAUUCUUUUAUAUCCCAUUUAUGUGUAUCUUGAAAGUUUAUAAAGUGUGUGAUAUUUGCGUUCAGCUUUAUCUAUCGUUUUUGGCUGAAAGCAUUAUGAGAAAAAGUAAAUUAGUUGAAUGUUUAGCAAUGAGGUCCCGUACGCAUUCGUCAGCUGGUGAUACGUUCUUGAUGUGCGUUCAUAACGUGAGUGAUGAUCAGCCAUAUGCAAUUCUACGAACAAGUAAACACAGUACAGCGAGUGAUGUCAUUAAACAGGUUUUCAUGAAAGCUCGUAGACUGGAUAUCGAUGAGAGUGAAUAUGUAUUGAUGGAGGAGUUGGUGACUGAUGCAGGUUCAAAAGAAUCGGCUCCAUCAGCAUCGUUGCAUCACGGUGUUCUGCAUGCACUCAAAGAUGUUUCUUUAAGUCGAAAGAAGAAUAGUGAUUUGUCUACAUCGAAGGGACGUGUUAGUGUUCGUGUUCUUGCGUCAGAUGAGAAUGUUUGGAAGACGCAAUGCCAAUGGAAAAAUGCGGGUCGUUUUGUAUUGGAGAAUCGACGUGAUACGGUUCAUUCAACACUCGAAAAAGUUAGGAAUUUUCUGCAGGCUCUCGAAAGUGCACGAGCCAAUGCUGGUUUACAGUUAGCAUCUUCUCCAUGA
Molecule: messenger RNA, 6543 nt
Organism: Anisakis simplex (herring worm)
Lineage: Eukaryota; Metazoa; Nematoda; Chromadorea; Rhabditida; Anisakidae
Source: the annotation of a GenBank genome assembly